AUGUAUCAGAAGAUAGAGUACACAGAUAAAACCAGCUAAAAACCUUUACUUAUCUUCUUUCUUAUCCGACCUCAAUUUCCAAGCAGAAAUGACGGUGAAGAUAAGGCUCGCGCGUUUGGGUUGUAAACAUCGACCCUUCUAUCGUGUAGUUGUCGCCGAUGAAAAGUCGCGGAGGGACGGCAAACAAAUCGAGGUUUUAGGGUUUUAUGAUCCACUUCAAGGGAAAGAAGAUGCGAAUAGAGUGAGCCUCAAAUUCGACAGAAUCAAGUACUGGUUGUCGGUUGGAGCUCAACCAACAGACACAGUCGAAAACAUGUUGUUCAGGGCCGGUUUGAUACCCCCAAAGCCUAUGGUAGUGGUCGGUUCGAAAAAUGGACAGCAAUCUACAAGCCAACAUGUUUCACCCAUAACAGGUGAAAUCUUGAACUAGGAGUGUUGAUGCGCUGAGCAAGAAAGAGCCUUUUGUGUCUAUGUGAAAGGAGUUUAUGUACUGUUUGUUUAAGUGUUAAGACUUUUGUGCAACAUUGAUUACUUGAUAAACAGAGUUUGGUGAA
This is a messenger RNA of Arabidopsis arenosa, 554 nucleotides long. Lineage: Eukaryota; Viridiplantae; Streptophyta; Magnoliopsida; Brassicales; Brassicaceae. The record is from the annotation of a GenBank genome assembly.